UCAGAGCCAACAGCGGAGACGAUCUAUAUACGUUCUCUAUGGUUCCGCGCUCCACGCCUCUGGCCGCAGUGCAUGCCGGGCAAGAGGAAGACCUCCAGCAGCUCCCCGCGCAGCGCGGCUGUGUUUGCGGCCUGUGCGAGUAGGAGCUUCGGCACUCACUCUCCCGGGCGAGCGGCGCGCCGAAACCUCGAACCAGUGGAGCCCACUCGUAACCUGGAUCCCCGAAGGCCGCGAAGGCAGUACCGUUUCCUCAGCGGCGGACUGCUGCAGUAAGAAUGUCUUUUCCCCCUCAUUUGAAUCGUCCUCCCAUGGGGAUCCCAGCACUACCACCGGGGAUCCCACCCCCGCAGUUCCCAGGAUUUCCUCCACCUGUACCUCCAGGGACCCCAAUGAUUCCUGUACCAAUGAGCAUUAUGGCUCCUGCUCCAACUGUCCUAGUACCCACUGUGUCUAUGGUUGGAAAGCAUUUGGGUGCAAGAAAGGAUCAUCCAGGCUUAAAGGCUAAAGAAAAUGAUGAAAACUGUGGUCCCACUACUACUGUUUUUGUUGGUAACAUUUCUGAGAAAGCCUCAGACAUGCUUAUAAGACAACUCUUAGCUAAAUGUGGUUUGGUUUUGAGCUGGAAGAGAGUACAAGGUGCUUCCGGAAAACUUCAAGCUUUCGGAUUCUGUGAGUACAAGGAGCCAGAAUCUACUCUCCGUGCACUCAGAUUAUUACAUGACCUGCAAAUUGGAGAGAAAAAGCUACUCGUUAAAGUUGAUGCAAAGACCAAGGCACAGCUGGAUGAAUGGAAAGCAAAGAAGAAAGCUUCUAAUGGGAAUGCAAGGCCAGAAACUGUCACUAAUGAUGAUGAGGAAGCCUUGGAUGAAGAAACAAAGAGGAGAGAUCAGAUGAUUAAAGGGGCCAUUGAAGUUUUAAUACGUGAAUACUCCAGUGAGCUAAAUGCCCCCUCACAGGAAUCUGAUUCUCACCCCAGGAAGAAGAAGAAGGAAAAGAAGGAGGACAUUUUCCGCAGAUUUCCAGUGGCCCCGCUGAUCCCUUAUCCACUCAUCACUAAGGAGGAUAUAAAUGCUAUAGAAAUGGAAGAAGACAAAAGAGACCUGAUAUCUCGAGAGAUCAGCAAAUUCAGAGACACACAUAAGAAACUGGAAGAAGAGAAAGGCAAAAAGGAAAAAGAAAGACAGGAAAUUGAGAAAGAACGGAGAGAAAGAGAGAGGGAGCGUGAAAGGGAACGAGAAAGGCGAGAACGGGAACGAGAAAGGGAAAGAGAACGUGAACGAGAAAAGGAGAAGGAACGGGAGCGGGAACGAGAACGGGAUAGGGACCGUGACCGGACAAAAGAGAGAGACCGAGAUCGGGAUCGAGAGAGAGAUCGUGACCGGGAUCGAGAAAGGAGCUCAGAUCGUAAUAAGGAUCGAAGUCGAUCAAGAGAAAAAAGUAGAGAUCGUGAAAGGGAACGAGAGCGGGAAAGAGAGAGAGAGAGAGAACGAGAGCGAGAACGAGAACGGGAGCGAGAGAGAGAGCGAGAGAGGGAACGGGAGCGAGAAAGAGAAAAAGACAAAAAACGGGACCGAGAAGAAGAUGAAGAAGAUGCAUAUGAACGAAGAAAACUUGAAAGAAAACUCCGAGAGAAAGAAGCUGCUUAUCAAGAGCGCCUUAAGAAUUGGGAAAUUAGAGAACGAAAGAAAACCCGGGAAUAUGAGAAAGAAGCUGAAAGAGAAGAAGAAAGAAGAAGAGAAAUGGCCAAAGAAGCCAAACGACUAAAAGAAUUCUUAGAAGACUAUGAUGAUGAUAGAGAUGACCCCAAAUAUUACAGAGGAAGUGCUCUUCAGAAAAGGUUGCGUGAUAGAGAAAAGGAAAUGGAAGCAGAUGAACGAGAUAGGAAGAGAGAGAAGGAGGAGCUUGAGGAAAUCAGGCAACGCCUUCUGGCAGAAGGGCAUCCAGAUCCAGAUGCAGAGCUCCAGAGGAUGGAACAAGAGGCUGAGAGGCGCAGGCAGCCACAAAUAAAGCAAGAGCCAGAAUCAGAAGAGGAGGAAGAAGAAAAGCAAGAAAAAGAAGAAAAACGAGAAGAACCCAUGGAAGAGGAAGAAGAGCCAGAGCAAAAGCCUUGUCUCAAACCUACUCUGAGGCCUAUCAGUUCUGCUCCCUCGGUUUCCUCUGCCAGUGGCAAUGCAACACCCAACACUCCUGGGGAUGAGUCUCCCUGUGGUAUUAUUAUUCCUCAUGAAAAUUCACCAGAUCAACAGCAACCUGAGGAGCAUAGGCCAAAAAUAGGAUUAAGUCUUAAACUGGGUGCUUCCAAUAGUCCUGGUCAGCCUAAUUCUGUGAAGAGAAAGAAACUACCUGUAGAUAGUGUCUUUAACAAAUUUGAAGAUGAAGACAGUGAUGACGUACCACGAAAAAGGAAACUGGUCCCCUUGGAUUAUGGUGAAGAUGAUAAAAAUGCAGCCAAAGGCACUGUAAACACUGAAGAAAAGCGUAAACACAUUAAGAGUCUCAUUGAGAAAAUCCCUACGGCCAAACCUGAGCUGUUUGCUUAUCCCCUGGAUUGGUCUAUUGUGGAUUCUAUACUGAUGGAACGUCGAAUUAGACCAUGGAUUAAUAAGAAAAUCAUAGAAUAUAUAGGUGAAGAAGAAGCUACAUUAGUUGAUUUUGUUUGUUCUAAGGUUAUGGCUCAUAGUUCACCCCAGAGCAUUUUAGAUGACGUUGCCAUGGUACUUGAUGAAGAAGCAGAAGUUUUUAUAGUCAAAAUGUGGAGAUUAUUGAUAUAUGAAACAGAAGCCAAGAAAAUUGGUCUUGUGAAGUAAAACUUUUUAUAUUUAGAGUGUUCCAUUUCAGAUUUCUUCUGCACCACCCUUUUAAGGACUUUGAAUUUUUCUUUGUCUUUGAAGACAUUGUGAGAUCUGUAAUUUUUUUUUUUAUUGUAGAAAAUGUGAAUUUUUUUGUCCUCUAAUUUGUUGCCCUGUGUACUCCCUUGGUUGUAAAGUCAUCUGAACCUUGGUUCUCUUUAUACUCACCAGGUACAAAUUACUGGUAUGUUUUAUAAGCCGCAGCUACUGUACACAGCCUAUCUGAUAUAAUCUUGUUCUGCUGAUUUGUUCCUUGUAAAUAUUAAAAUGACUCCCCAAUUCUUUUGCAGAAUUGCACUUAAUAUUGAAAUGUACUGUAUAGGAACCAACAUGAACAAUUUCAAAUGAAAACACCAGUCAUAUCUAUUAUCACCCCCACUCUCUUUUGAUCAGAAAUGGCAAGCCCUUGUGAAGCCAUGGAGUUUAAAAUUAGAAUGCAAAAAUUAGCAGACAAUCCAUUUCUACUAUAUUUCUGUAUGAAUGUGUUCGUAUGAAUGUAUGUGUAAAAGUCUUUCUUUUCCCUAAUUUGCUUUGGUGGGGUCCUUAAAACAUUUCCUAAGUAACAAAUAGAACUGUAAAGGAAAAGUUAUAUUGUUCGAACCCAAAAUGUCUGGUAUAAUUAGGUUGUUAGUUUCUCAUAGCAUGGUAUUCUCGUGUCGUGAGCAAUGGUCUGCUAACUGGAUGGGGUUUCCUUAUUAAUAAGCUGGCUGCUUCAGUUUCUCUUUUAAAGGAAUGUGGAUCAUAGUGAUUUUCCCCUUUAAUUUUAUUGCUCAGAAAUGAGGCAUAUCCUAAAAUCCUGGAGAGUUGUAUUUAAUGCAUUUUUGCACUAAUUGGUCCUUAGUUUAAUUAUAUCCCUUUAUUUAACAAAAAAUUUAUUUCAAAAGUAUAAGUGAAAACUGCCUUUAAAACAAAACAAAAAAUGAAACUAGGCAAAUUGACAGACAAUGAGAGUUUUACAAACAUGAUAGGUAUUCUGCUUGGCAACUUAUAAGUUAUAUUUACAUCUUAUUUAAGGAUAAAGGUAAAUUUAUCAAGGUAAUUACUAACGACUAAUUUUUUGUUUUCAUUUUUGUCCUGUAGAAGGUUUAUAUCUUGUUUUACCUUGGGUCAUUAGUGUUUAAAAACGUACUGAUGAUGUGCUCAGAGAAAUUCCUGGGGCUCUCUUUAUUGUAGAUCAGAAUUUCACCAGGGAGCAAAAUUACCUGAAAAUGUAACAAGCUUCAAACAGCUUUUCACACAAAUUAGUUGCAACUGUUCCCAUGUCUGAGUACUUAUUUAAAAGAAAGGUAAAGAUUGGCCUGUUAGAAAAGCAUAAUGUGAGCUUUGAAUUACUGGAUUUUUUUUUUUUAAACACUUUGAGAGGACAUUUGAAAAAACUGUUCUUACCCUUGAACCCUGACAUGGUUCCAUUAUGUAAAUAUUUCAAAUAUUAAAAAUGUAUAUAUUUGAUCCUGGGGACUCAUAUUCUUUCAGAAUCAUGUAAAUAAAUGGCAUCAUGUUAUAAUUGUGUGGUGCAUACUAAAAAACUUAGAAACAUGGGCUGAAUUUUUUUAUGGACAUGAUUUUUAUGACUAUUGGUACCUAAAGGUCAAGGAAGCCAUUUACAUUAUUUUUGAUGGAUCUAUAUAUCUGUGGAAAUACCUCUUUUUAUUAUAUUUUAAACUCUGGUUUCUUGAGGGAAAAUUUCAGAAAAGAUGCCCCUUGCCAUUUCAAGUUUCUUUUUCAGCUUUUUCUCAGACACACCCCCAACCUAAGAUCUUGUUUCAGCAAUUUAUUGUGUCUGUCUUUUUUUUUUUAACAUACUGCAGUUACUGUUUCUAAGGCAUCAUAUUAUGUUGUUUUUAUUUAGCCACUAUUAACAUGAAGAUUUAUUCAGCUAGAUUUGAUUUCCUUUCCUUGGUUUCUUCUCCUGUUCUGUCAACUAGACUUAUCCUAAAGGACCACUCUAAAAACAAAGGGCAUCUCUUAAUCUGAAACCCUUAGGGAGGUAUACUGUGUACUGCAUAACAUCUCCAAUGAGGUUCAUGGCAAGACCUAAACUAAACAUAUGAAUUUGUGCAAGUUUAUAUAUUAAAGUUUCUGCAGCAGAGUGAAAAUUGUUACAGUUAGAUGGGGUAGAGACUGUUAAUCACUUAAUGCCAGUGUAAAUCAUGUUUUGUGACCAAGCUUCAGUAAAAGCCUUUAGAUUGUCA
Callithrix jacchus (white-tufted-ear marmoset) is the source of this 5041-nucleotide messenger RNA. It is a transcript of the gene RBM25, whose product is annotated as RNA binding motif protein 25. Gene Ontology annotation, biological process: regulation of alternative mRNA splicing, via spliceosome. Lineage: Eukaryota; Metazoa; Chordata; Mammalia; Primates; Cebidae. Gene Ontology annotation, molecular function: mRNA binding. Gene Ontology annotation, cellular component: spliceosomal complex. The record is from RefSeq and is a predicted model, not a curated record.